GUCUAUCCGAAUGACACCGUAUACGCUCUCGAGGCGCACUGGGCCGCGGAACUUAAAGCAAGAAACGCGGAGUGACUUCGUCGUUCCUUGUUGUAAUUCUGUUAGGAAUUGCGGACAGCAGACAACUUCGAAGACGAAUUGACUAUUUCAAAAAUGUCUGAUAGGUGUGCUGUAUGGCAGAUGCCGAUCUGUACGGUGUCAGAUAGUCGAAACAUGACGACUUCAUUGCCAGGGGUUGAGAUAUUUGGUCGCCGUCGGCUUUAUGAACGAUCGUGUGCCGUGAGUGAUUGCUUGAGGCCUCUGUAUAAACUGUCCCUGCGUGGAUUCGGAUUCUUGGCCAGAGGAUUCGGAAUAGGUCAGGUGCUGGACAGUGUGAAUAACUAAGCCAGC
Molecule: messenger RNA, 390 nt
Organism: Laetiporus sulphureus 93-53
Lineage: Eukaryota; Fungi; Basidiomycota; Agaricomycetes; Polyporales; Laetiporaceae
Exons: 1
Coding region: 154-384 (76 amino acids)
Source: RefSeq, a predicted model, not a curated record